Molecule: messenger RNA, 2043 nt
Organism: Amaranthus tricolor (Joseph's coat)
Lineage: Eukaryota; Viridiplantae; Streptophyta; Magnoliopsida; Caryophyllales; Amaranthaceae
Exons: 4
Coding region: 1-2043 (680 amino acids)
Molecular function (GO): nucleic acid binding; RNA-DNA hybrid ribonuclease activity
Source: RefSeq, a predicted model, not a curated record
AUGCCCAUACGAUUCACGGUGGUGGAUCUCACCUUUCCCUACAACGCUAUCAUGGGGCUUCCGCUGAUCAACAAAAUCAAAGCCGCAAUCUUCCCUCAUCAACUCUUACUACAAUUCGAGCGGGAUGAUGGACGAGUGGAUAUCCUCAAAAGGGAUCAGCUGCGACAUCAAGGAAGAGAGCGGAUAGAGGCCGCUCGAGAAGAAGUGGAGAAAUUGCUGAAAGCUAGAUUCAUCAAAGAAUGCAAGUACUCCGAUUGGCUCUCAAACGUCGUCCUCGUGAAAAAAUCGAACGACAAGUGGAGGAUGUGCGUCGACUUCACGGAUCUGAAUAAGGCUUGCCCCAAGAACGAUUAUCCUCUUCCAAAAAUAGAUCGUUUGGUAGAUUCCACGGCAGGCCACGCUCUACUGAGUUUCAUGGAUGCUAACGCCGGCUACCACCAGAUCCCCUUAGCCAUAGAAGACCAGCCACAUACGGCCUUCAUUACGAAUGCCGGAGUAUACUGCUACAAAGUUAUGCCCUUCGGGCUAAAGAAUGCUGGAGCUACUUACCAGAGAAUGGUCAAUAAGGUCUUCCAAUCUCAGAUAGGCCGAAACUUGGAAGUAUACGUGGACGAUAUGAUCAAAAAAAGCAAGCAGGCGUCCCAACAUGCCGCGGACUUACACGAGACGUUCAACACCCUCCGAAAACAUCAAAUGAGACUCAACCCUGAAAAGUGCGUGUUUGGAGUCACCGGUGGGAAAUGCCUCGGUUUCCUUGUUGACGAAAGAGGAAUAGAAGCCAACCCUGACAAGAUACAGGCAAUCCGGGACAUGAAGUCCCCGGGGUCCGUAAAAGAAGUUCAAAAGCUAACAGGAUGCGUAGCUGCCUUGGGAAGGUUUCUAUCAAAAUCCGCGGACAGAUGUUCGCCCUUCUUCAAAACCCUCAAGCAAAGCAAGUUCGAAUGGACAAGUGAAGCCGAAGAAUCCUUCCAGCAGUUGAAAGAGCACUUGUCCUCUUUGCCGAAACUGGUUUCGCCAUACAACGGGGAAAAGCUGGUCUUAUACGUCUCGGUCUCCGAAUACUCUCUGUCAGGAGUACUGAUCGCCGAAAGAGAAAAGAAGCAAUUCCUCGUAUACUAUGUGAGUCACGCCUUUCGAGGAUCUGAGGGAAACUACAGCGAAGUAGAAAAGGAAAAAAAAUCAAGCUGCGUCACUGAUUGGGCUAAUCAACUUGCAGAUUUCGGCAUCGAAUACGAACCACGAACAGUGAUCAAAGCACAAGCCUUGGCGGACUUCAUCGCCGAAAGCACUAUCCCCGAACAUCCUGAGCCUAAUCAAGAAUGGAAGUUAAAUGUGGAUGGAUCCUCGACACAAUCAGCAAGCGGAGUUGGGCUGCUGAUCAUGUCUUCUGCCGGGGUCCGUAUGGAGAGAGCGGUCAGAUUCGAGUUCGCGGCCUCUAUUAAUGAAGCGGAAUACGAAGCAUUACUCAUGGGGCUCAAAAUCUGCAAUGAAGCAGGGGCGAAAGUAUUAUCCACUUUUUCUGACUCCCAGCUAAUAGUCGGACAAGUGAAUGGAGAAUUCGAGGCUAAAGAUGAUGGCAUGAAGAUGUACUUGCAGCAAGUAAAAGAAUUUGUCAAGAUAUUCGACAAAUUCACAUUGGUCCACAUCCCAAGAUCUCAAAACGCACAAGCCGAUUCCCUGGCAAAACUCGCCAGCUCAGCUGAAACAUCCGCAGCUCGCGAGAUUAUCUGGGAAGUUCUUCCAAACCCCAGUAUCAAUCUCAUGGUUAACACCAUUGAUAGAUCAGGAAUGUGGAUGGAGCCAUACAUCAAAUUUCUGCGAAAUCAGAUGCUCCUCCAUGACGAGAAUCAGGCCAAAGUGCUUCAAAAGAAGAAGGAAACUACAUCCUUCGCGAAUUACAUGAAGGCGGAUGCAGUAUACAUCAAGGAGUACGAACUGUCAUUGGCAAAGUUCUCAGAAGCGGAUAUAAUUAGCCCUCUCUCAGAAAAUACGCGGAAACCUUGGUCAAGCGAUGCCCCGAAUGCCAAUACCACUCAAAGAUAG